AUGGCACAGGAUGCAACAGGAAGUAACAAGCGUGUCCAUUCUGCUUUAUUGGGAUAUGAGGAUGAUGAUACUGAUGAAUACUAUCUAAAUGCCGGGGAGGAUGAGGAUGAAGAAGAGGAUGAGGCUCAAAGAGAAUAUUAUCGAAAGAAGAUCAUGGAAUUGUAUGAGGAAAAGACGAAGAUGUUUGCUCGCGAAGAUGCCUUAGCCGAGCAAAUUAAGUGUGAAGAAAGCAAAAAGUUGUGCAAAUGUCCCACGAAUAAUAAUGCGAUGCAGCAACCUAAACCUACUACACAGAUUGUGAGCAACCAGGUAACCCAGCAGUUGAAACAGUUCAUCACGAAUAAUAAGAUGAACGCAGUUGAAAGAAAAAAGCGGAAAAGUACUCCAACAGUAGAGAAGAACAAAAAGGUGGAGAUUGUGAAGAACCAGAUAACCCAGGAGUUGGAAGAGUUCAUUACGAAUAAGCUGAAGGGGACAGAAGCGAAGGCGGUGAUCCAGAAAACCUUGUUCUCAAGUGAUCUGAGAAAAAACCAGAACAGGUUGAGUAUGCCGAUGAAACAACUGAAACCCGAUGAGUUCUUGAGGAAAAAUGAGAAAGAAGAUUUGGAGAAUGGAAUGGAAUUGAAGGUGGGAUUGUUGGGGCCAAGAUUAGAGAUGCAUGAGAAUCCGAUGAUGUUGAAGAUGUGGCAUAUGAAGAAGACCAAAAACUACGUCCUCAAAACCAACUGGAACGAGUUUGUGAUGGCGAAUGAAAAGGAUUUCAAGAAUAAGGAGAACACAGAGAUUCAGGUUUGGUCGUUUCGCAAAGAUGAGGACUUAUGCUUUGCAAUUACGUUUUUGGAGAAAGAUGUUGAAGGUCAAAACGACGCCACUUAA
Lactuca saligna is the source of this 876-nucleotide messenger RNA. The record is from the annotation of a GenBank genome assembly. NCBI's taxonomy places the organism in Eukaryota, Viridiplantae, Streptophyta, Magnoliopsida, Asterales, Asteraceae.